AUGGACGGCGUCGAAAAACCCAAGAAAGCUUGUGACUUUUGCCGGAGGAAAAAGAUUCGAUGUAAUCGUGAGCUUCCCAGGUGUCAAAAUUGUUUGGUCUACAAUGAAGUAUGUCACUAUUCAAAGAGACUGAAGCGGUAUAGUCUCAAAAUGAAAAAUGAUGCACAAGCGAAGACUCGGCUGCCUUCACUUGAAUCGGAGGAUAGUCCUAGUUACGAUGUUAGCGCAUCUCCUGAUACAAAGGAUAAUUAUUCACUUCAUGUUCGCCUUCGAAAUGUUGAGGAUAAGCUGGACAGGUUGUUGAACCUUGCUGAGGAUUCUUAUAAGCCGCCUAGUAGAUUCCGAACUCGGGAUUUUCCCUCAUUGAUAUCCCAAAUUCGAGACGCUAGCUCAUUAGUUGAUAAUAAAUUACAGGAAUAUUCCAAGCUAUUCAAAUUAUCUCCUUCAGAUACAAAUAUUGAUGACUUGUUUGCUCAUUCUUUCCCUAGUUGGGAUAAGGACUUUCCUGAUGUACCUGAGCAUGAAUGGGCUGUUGCUCGCAUUCAGUGGUACUUUCGCUAUAUUAACUGUUGGUGGCCGAUAUUUUACGAAAAUGACUUUAUGGCCGAACUACACAAAUUAUAUGUGGAUCCAAACCACACAAAGGGUGUAUGGUUGGUAUCGUUUUAUGCUAUACUUGCGUUGGCGGUUUCGAGAAGCAAAAUGGAAGAUGAUCAAAAGGUUGCUGAAUCCUUUUUCUGUGCAUCCUGGUAUUUAAUUCAGAAGCCUGGAUUUUUUUUGAUACCUCACGUGGAAAAGAUUCAAGCACUUGUCAUUAUGAUUCAGUUCACUGCUCAUUUAUCACUUUUUACGUUGUGUAAAGCCCUUUGUGGUCAAGCAUGUCUAAUGAUUCGAGAUUUGAAUUUACAUCGCGCUAGCUCAACUUUGAAGGUGCCCAAAAGGUCUGCCGAACUUUAUCGGCGAAUAUUUUGGGUUUGCUAUGUUUUCGAGAUAACGACUUCUUUAGUCUUUGGCACUCCUUCUGUUUUAAGUGAUAUGGACAUUGACUGCGGGUAUCCCGACACCAACAAAGAGCCUUUAUAUCCAAACAUAUAUCAUGGGGAUAUUAUUUUCAUUGCAGAAAUUUCAUUGACAAUUUUGAAGAAUGAAAUUCGCUCCAAGCUUUAUAGUAGUAAUACACCUUCUGUUGAGGGUACACGUCUGAAGGUAAUUUGGACUAUCUUUGAAAAGAUGCAACAUUGGCAAAGUUCUUUACCUUUGGGAAUCCGAAACUAUUUUGAGAGUCUAAGCAAGAAUGAGAACAUCUUCUUUACUCUAAAUAGCGAUGAUCAGAGACUUUUUUCAGCGUGUAUAGAAAUCUAUCUUUCAUAUUGCAACACCGUCAUAUUUCUGCAAAGGUUGAACGAUACUGAAGAAGGUUCCAGUAUUUGCUUAGAAACGGCUCGGAAAGCUGUUGAUGUUCUCAAGAACUUUUUCGUGGUGCUAGAUCCUAUUUCCAAAAACGUUUGCUACCUUUGGAUAUUUCUCUAUAAUCCCUUUACCCCUUUCAUAACAUUGUUUUCUAGCACAGUGAGCGGAAAGGAAAAUAAUCCUGAUCAACUCCUAGAAGAUUUAAACCGUAUGUAUGCCGUCUAUAAGUUUUUUCUUAAAAUGCGAGACCUCAAUGGACAAUUAGCUGAGAAGCUCGCUUCAGUUACUGAGAAUUUUAUUCAUGCCGCUGAGCAUUAUAUUGCGUUACAACCUGCGUUUACUGCGGAUGCUUUCGAGUUGACCAAUUUCUUGAUUUAA
Molecule: messenger RNA, 1788 nt
Organism: Schizosaccharomyces osmophilus
Lineage: Eukaryota; Fungi; Ascomycota; Schizosaccharomycetes; Schizosaccharomycetales; Schizosaccharomycetaceae
Gene: toe3
Product: DNA-binding transcription factor
Exons: 1
Coding region: 1-1788 (595 amino acids)
Biological process (GO): DNA-templated transcription; regulation of DNA-templated transcription
Molecular function (GO): zinc ion binding; DNA-binding transcription factor activity, RNA polymerase II-specific; DNA binding
Source: RefSeq, a predicted model, not a curated record